UUGCGGAGCGGAAAGCGACUUCAUUUGCCCCGGAAGUGCAAGGGUUGGGGUCGUACAGGUGUGGAUUCCGGCGGCGAGGCGGCUCUUUUCAAGAUGCCGGGAGCCGCGGUUAGGGGCUCUGAGUUGUACGAGAGCAUCGAGAGCUUCGUGGAGGCCCUGAAGCGGGACGGCGGGCGGCGCAGCUCCGAGGACAUGGCUCGGGAGACCCUGGGGCUGCUGCGCCGGAUCAUCACCGACCACCGCUGGAGCAACGCAGGGGAGCUGAUGGAACUGAUCCGCCGAGAAGGCCGGAGGAUGACGGCUGCGCAGCCCUCAGAGACCACGGUGGGCAACAUGGUGCGGAGGGUGCUCAGGAUCAUCCGGGAGGAGUAUGGCAGACUCCAUGGACGCAGCGAUGAGAGCGAUCAGCAGGAGUCCUUGCACAAACUCUUGACAUCCGAAGGCCUGAGCGAGGAUUUCAGCUCCCCUUAUGCCCAACUCCAGUCCAACAUCAUUGAGGCAAUUAAUGAGCUUCUUGUGGAACUCGAAGGGACUACAGAGAAUAUUGCCGCCCAGGCUCUGGAGCACAUCCACUCCAAUGAGGUGAUCAUGACCAUUGGCUUCUCCCGGACAGUAGAAGCCUUCCUCAAAGAGGCUGCCCGGAAGAGGAAAUUCCAUGUCAUCGUGGCAGAAUGUGCUCCUUUCUGUCAGGGUCAUGAAAUGGCAGUCAAUUUGUCCAAAGCAGGUAUCGAGACAACUGUCAUGACUGAUGCUGCCAUUUUUGCUGUUAUGUCAAGAGUCAACAAGGUGAUCAUUGGCACAAAGACAAUCCUGGCCAACGGUGCCCUGAGAGCUGUGACAGGAACUCACACUCUAGCACUGGCAGCAAAACACCAUUCCACCCCACUCAUCGUGUGUGCUCCCAUGUUCAAGCUUUCUCCACAGUUCCCUAAUGAAGAAGAUUCCUUUCAUAAGUUUGUGGCUCCUGAAGAAGUCCUGCCUUUCACAGAAGGGAAAAUAUGAUGAAUCUCAAGAAGGAAAUGGAAACAAGGCAUAUCAUAGUGAAAUGGCGGAACACCAAAGGCAAAGAGAAAAUCUUAGAAGCCACCAGAGAUAAAAUCACAUUACCUACAAAGUACUGAUAACUAGGUAGACAAUGGACUCCAUUGGCAUACAGAAUGUCAAAGUAAUGGAAAGUUCUCAAAACACUGAGGGAUAACAAUAUGGAAUUUUGUUUUUAGCUAGACAAUCAUGCAAGCGUGAAGGCAAAAUAAAGACAUUUUCAAAGACAGUUUAUCAUUUAUAGACUCUUAAUAAAAGAACUUUAAAAGAUUUUGGUAAAAAGAAAGCUGAACAUGGAAUGAACAGUCGGAUUCAAGGAGUAACAGUGAACAAAGACUGUGGUAAAUGUUUUGGUUAUCUAAGUAAAUACUGGCUAACCGCAUGCAGAAAAAUGAAACUGGACCGUUUCCUUACACCACACACAAAAAUAGACUCAAAAUGAAUGAAAGACCUCAAUGUGAGACAGGAAUCCAUCAAAAUCCUUGAGGAGAACACAGGCAGCAACCUCUUCGGCCUCAGUCACAGCAACUUCUUGCCAGACACGUCUCCAAAGGCAAGGGAAACAAAGGCAAAAAUGAACUAUUGGGACUUCAUCAAGAUAAAAAGCUUUUGCACAACAAAGGAAACAGACAAAAGCAAAAGACAACUGACAGAAUGGGAGAAGAUAUUCGCAAAUGUCUUAUCAGAUAAAGGGCUAGUAUCCAAAAUCUAUAAGGAACUUAUCAAACUCAACACCCAAAGAACAAAUAUUCAAUCAGGGUACUGGAACAGACAUUUCCCCAAAGAAGACAUACAAAUGGUCAAAAGACACAUGAAAAAAUGCUCAAAAUAAUUUGACAUCAGAGAAAUACAAAUCAAAACCAUGAUAAGAUAUCAUCUCACACCAGUCAGAAUGGCUAGAAGUAACUCAGGAAACAAAAGAUGUUGGCGGGUACGUAGAGGAAAGGGAAACCCUCUUACAUUGCUGGUGGGAAUGCAAGCUGGUGCAGCCACUCUGGAAAACAGUAUGGAGGUUCCUCAAAAAGUUAAAAAUAGAGCUACCUUACGACUCAGCUUUUGCACUACUAGAUAUUUACCACAAGAUACAAAUGUAGUGAUCUGAAGAGGCACCUGCACCCCAAUGUUUAUAGCUGCGAAGUCCACAACAGCCAAAGUAUGUAAAGUGCCCAGAUGUCUAUUAAUAGAUGAAUGGAUAAAGAAGAUGUGGUAUAUAUAUAUAAAAUGGAAUAUUACUCGACCAUCAAAAGAAUGAAAUCUUGCCACUGCCAAUGAUGUAGAUGGACCUAAAGGAUAGUAUUAUGCUAAGAAAAAUAAGUCAACAGAGAAAGACAAUUAUUUCCCUCAUGUGUGUAAUCUAAGAAACAAAACAGAGAAGCAUAGGGGAAGGAAGGGAAAAAUAAAACAAGAUGAAAUCCAAGAGGAAGACAAA
This is a messenger RNA of Mustela lutreola (European mink), 2470 nucleotides long. RefSeq names its product eukaryotic translation initiation factor 2B subunit beta (gene EIF2B2). Lineage: Eukaryota; Metazoa; Chordata; Mammalia; Carnivora; Mustelidae. Gene Ontology annotation, cellular component: eukaryotic translation initiation factor 2B complex. Gene Ontology annotation, molecular function: translation initiation factor activity; guanyl-nucleotide exchange factor activity. Bases 94 to 1002 code for a protein of 302 amino acids. Gene Ontology annotation, biological process: translational initiation. The transcript is spliced from 8 exons. The record is from RefSeq and is a predicted model, not a curated record.